Messenger RNA from Penicillium paradoxum, 741 nucleotides. RefSeq lists its product as uncharacterized. The transcript has 3 exons. The record is from RefSeq and is a predicted model, not a curated record. The coding region runs from base 1 to 741 and encodes 246 amino acids. Lineage: Eukaryota; Fungi; Ascomycota; Eurotiomycetes; Eurotiales; Aspergillaceae.
AUGGCUGGGGUUCCGGGUACCUGUCGCAAGCUCUUCGACACCCCGCAACACAGUGGCUCCGCUUGGUGUAUUCACUGCUUUCGUGUCUCUCUUCGUGAUUGGGAUGGUGUAGAUUCGUGGGAUCAGCCUUUCAAAGUCGAGUGUUAUCGAGACGCUCAUAUGUCGCGCCGUUGCGCACGAUGUAACACGGCUCGAGGCAAAUGUGAACUGCUUUACGAAGGUAUUCGUGGUCAUGGAUAUGAGUUCCACGCGGCUGUCGCAUGGGUUCUUCGCUUUUGGGAGAAUGACGAAGGCACAUUCGGGAUGACUGAGACGGCCGCAUUGCACUUAGAUCCGGAGGAUAUCCAGAAGAUCGCCGUCGCGAUCCGUGACCUAGGCGCUGGACUCGAUUCUUUGAUCAAGGCCCAUGCUAGUGAGCAUGGUAUAACUAAGCGAAGCGCUUCGGCCCAGUCCAAGAAGGAGUACCAGCAAUAUUGUGCAUCUCGUACCCGUCUGAUGGCUGUGCCCACUUCUCUUCCUGCCCUUAGUGGGAGUGCUUCGCACCCGCUUUCAGUCAUCUUUGCUCAGAAAGCGACUACAUACCUUCGUCAGGAUAUCCAUACUGAUUAUGGUCUUCCUUGGUAUGUGUCUUUGAUGGCAUUCCGGAACUCGAUUCUGAGUAUGGCGCCGGACUUUGAGAGUGUCACUGUGAAUAUGUCUCAGUUGACCAACGACUGGCCUCUUCAGAUCGAGUUGGUGUAA